Erpetoichthys calabaricus (reedfish) is the source of this 1044-nucleotide messenger RNA. RefSeq names its product girdin-like. NCBI's taxonomy places the organism in Eukaryota, Metazoa, Chordata, Cladistia, Polypteriformes, Polypteridae. The coding region runs from base 547 to 1044 and encodes 165 amino acids. The record is from RefSeq and is a predicted model, not a curated record. The transcript is spliced from 3 exons.
ACCAGCUCUUCGUGUGUUUGUCGUGUGGAUGUGUCGGAAGCUUCAGGUGCUCCACAGUUGUACCGACAUAUGCCGGGCUCUGUCAGAACUACAAAAAAACAAAAGGAGCUUCCAAAUUUGCUCAAUCGCAGUAAAAAUAAAUAUAUUGUAUGGAAAAUAUGUUCCUGUUGACAAAUUUCUACAGUACAGUGUCCAUUUUAGUAGUGUUACUCCCGUGGCAGAUCGUAUCACAGUGCAGUACACUUUCUAGUAGACUGUUUGUGUCAUUCAUUCCUGCAGCGACAGGCAAGCAUUAAAGGACCUAAGCCUCCUGACAAAGAGCCUACUCUGUCACUUUAUGUACAGGAGAUUUGUGUUGUCCUCCUAACCAAUUCAACUCUCCAGAUAGGCCAUCUACUGGAUUUUUAAGUCUGUCAGUACAGCCCUGCUUCAUCAUAAAUAAUGUUAUUUACUGUAAAUUUAUUUAUUUAUUUUACGAAGCAGAGUGGUUAUGAUCCAUGACCAAGUUAAACAGAGCUAAAAAGAAACAACAAAGUAACAAAUACAAUGGAAGCUGUGUUUGAUGGAAAGAAAUGCAAGAUGUUGAAGGAGCAUGGACUGCUUCAAAGAAAUAAGGUACUACAGAAUGGUCAAGAUGAUGUGGAGAUAACCGACCAGGUGAAGAAUACUGAUGAUGAGAAAAGUGUAAACUAUGAGUUGAUGGAGAGGAAUGCUCAUUUAGCAAACAGAACAAACAAAGUUGAGUUGACUGAAGAAAAGCUGGAAAAUGAAAUCAGUGUGGCGAAGAGGAAAGAAGCUGAGUGUUUAAAAGAGAAUGAAAAAUUGGAAAUGAGAAUUAAAGAGCUGGAGAGGGACAAGCAGGACUUGGAAAGAAAGAAUAAAGAGCUACAAAAGGAGAAUGAGAACCUGAAGAAGAAGAUGAUGAUGAAUGAUGAAUCUCAGGUUAUGACUGCAAGUGUUGAUAGUGGCUUUGAUGAUUGGGAGAUUGUGGACAAAUCUGAAAUUGAACAGGAGGAGAAUACCCAUCUGCAAAGAAAGCAAUAA